Molecule: messenger RNA, 1113 nt
Organism: Zonotrichia leucophrys gambelii
Lineage: Eukaryota; Metazoa; Chordata; Aves; Passeriformes; Passerellidae
Product: zinc finger protein 239-like
Exons: 2
Coding region: 172-1113 (313 amino acids)
Biological process (GO): regulation of transcription by RNA polymerase II
Molecular function (GO): DNA-binding transcription factor activity, RNA polymerase II-specific; RNA polymerase II cis-regulatory region sequence-specific DNA binding
Source: RefSeq, a predicted model, not a curated record
UUUCCCUGCCCCCUUUCCCCUCACGGUUCCCGCCCUUUCCCUGCCCCCUUUCCCCUCACGGUUCCCGCCCUUUCCCUGCCCCCUUUCCCCUCACGGUUCCAGCCGGUUCGGGGAGAGGAGCAGGGCUGGGGGAGAUGGAAGAGGAGGGAUGAAGGCGGAGAGAGCGCAGCGAUGGAAGGAGGAGAAGAAGAGCGGGAGCGGAGCAUGGAGAGCAGGGAGGACAAAUGCCCGCGGCAGGAGCUGGUGGAAGAGGCCGUUUUGAGCGGCUCCACGGCGCAGGAAGGCAACGGGGAGGAAAAGGCGCGGAGAUGCCGCACGAGGAGGGGCUGCAAACGCAGCCGGCGGGGAUGUGAGGGGGAAAGAGCCGGCCUGGGCCGGGAAGGCGGCCGGAGACGGAGCCAGGGGUCGGAGCUGGUGCUCCGUGAGCAGCUCCGUGAUGGGGAGAAGCCCCACACGUGCGGGGAGUGUGGGAAGAGCUUCAGGUGGAACUCCCAACUGAUCAAGCACCAGAGGACCCACACUGGAGAGAGGCCCUACGUGUGUAGGGAGUGUGGGAAGAGCUUCACAGAGAGCUCCGGCCUGAUCGUGCACCAGAGGAUCCACACUGGGGAAAGGCCUUUCGAGUGUUCCGUGUGUGGGAUGCGCUUCAGCCAGAUCUCCGCCCGGGACAAGCACCAGAGGAGCCACACUGGGGAGAGGCCCUUCGAGUGUGACAAAUGCAGGAAGAGGUUUCGGACCAGCACCCAUCUCCUCCGGCACUAUCAGACUCACACAGAGGAGAGGCCCUUCCAGUGCCCUGACUGUGGGAAGGGAUUCAGGCAGAACUCCCACCUCAUCAGGCACCGGCGCAUCCACACAGGGGAGAGGCCCUACGAGUGUGAUAAAUGCGGGAAGAGGUUUCGGACCAGCUCUUAUGUCCUCGAGCACUAUCGGAUUCACUCAGAGGAGAGGCCCUUCCACUGCCCCGACUGCGGGAAGGGAUUCAAGUACAACUCCACCCUCAUCAAACACCGGCGCAUCCACACUGGGGAGAGGCCCUACGAGUGUCCCCAGUGUGGGAAGAGCUUCUCACACAGCUCUAACUUGACCCAACACCAACGGAGGCACCACUAA